Messenger RNA from Anastrepha obliqua, 732 nucleotides. RefSeq lists its product as uncharacterized. The coding region runs from base 1 to 732 and encodes 243 amino acids. The transcript has 2 exons. NCBI's taxonomy places the organism in Eukaryota, Metazoa, Arthropoda, Insecta, Diptera, Tephritidae. The record is from RefSeq and is a predicted model, not a curated record.
AUGCAAUACUUCUCGCUAAUAAUUUCCAUUCUCGUCACUUUGGCUGCAAAGUACGAGGCCGCCGAGGAUGCUCUGGAGCCAUUAAUAUCAAUCGAUGAAUCACCAGUUAGUACUUCAAAUGGUCCAGUCACCAGUGCCAUGGAAAAUUUGGCCUACAACACCGCCUCGAUAGCUGAUGAAAUCUCUUCGCAAGUGAACUCCAAACUUGAACGCACGGCAGGCAUACUUCACGGUGGUAUCGAGAUCCUAAUCGCCACUGCCUUAGAACAGCUGGCACAGCCGAUCUAUCAGGCGACUCGUAAGCUGAGUAACGAAAGCUGUAAUGCUACUUUGUCCUUAGCGGAGCUACGUUCGGACAUCGAUCUGCGCUUAGGUGUUUGCACUGAGGAGCUCUAUGUUCUAAUGCAGACAUACAAAUUGGAUGCUGACCGUAGCAGCUCUGCAAUAGAGAAUUUCGUUAAUGAAAUUAUUGAUUUGCCAAAAGCAUGUGGAAGGAUGGAUGAUUUGCCGUCUGAAGAGGGGUUUCAAACUUUUGCGGGGAAUACGCGUUGCUUCGUCGAAGGUAUAGCAGCCUUAAAUGAACAGAUUUCUAAUGAACUGAGUACCGUUAAUCUGUUGCUGUCACGCACUCGCAAGCUUUCGCGGCAGAGCGAAUCACAGGCGCUUCUUUGUAUUGAUAAAUUAGUGAGUGAGUUUGUGAAGCUCAUAGAGGAGAAGUUAAAAGAUUGUUAA